AUGCCAUCCGAACGUCUAAUCCGGACCCGGCUGACAAUCGUAUUUUUCAGCACUAUCUCACUUGCCAUAUCCAUUCUCAACUCAGCCAACGCACGCUCCGCUGUCAUCUUGCGAGACAGAGCCAGGUCCGACUAUGCGAGCGCUUCUCAUGCUAGCCUGGCUAUCAGCUUUGAGUCGCUGCAGAAGAACAUUCUUUUGGACGUGCUACCUACGGCGAUGCUCAGCGCCGGCUUGGCCAUUUACGGACUUGUUGUAGCACUGCACCCAAGAUUUCUGUGGGAUCACGGGAGUGCUUGGAAACUCUACGCGAUCGCCAAGAUAAUUAUAUCAUUUGUUAUGAUUGGCGCUGGGGGCUACCUUGCGGACCAUGUCCAUGAUCUUCAAAGCGCCUUCGCAAUCUUCAACGCGAGCGACAAAAUGCCGUAUUUCAGCUUGAUGUACUAUGGCGGUAUCGCUCAGGCAGUGUAUGGAUCUGUCUUGGUCUUGUUUGCCAUUAUAAUUGUCAUUGUUGUUAUUGCGAUUGAUCGCUAUCAGGCGAAGGACAGCGCUUUGAAUUCUACAGCACAUCAUGCAUACCAUCUCUGA
This is a messenger RNA of Neoarthrinium moseri, 585 nucleotides long. RefSeq lists its product as uncharacterized. The transcript has a single exon. The record is from RefSeq and is a predicted model, not a curated record. NCBI's taxonomy places the organism in Eukaryota, Fungi, Ascomycota, Sordariomycetes, Amphisphaeriales, Apiosporaceae. The coding region runs from base 1 to 585 and encodes 194 amino acids.